UUCCCAUUCGUUCCAUUCACCACCUAGCCAAGCAAAGCACUGAGAGCAAAAGUUGUUCCACUCUCCACCCCAAAGCAAAGCGAAGCCACCAAAGCCAGCUCCGCUCCUCGAUCUCGGUGACGCGACACGCAGCGGGCUCGACGGUGAUCUCUCUCUUCUCUGCAUUGCCACGGUUCACGCGGUGGUGGCCAUGGCGACCGACAGGAGGAUCCAGCCGGCCGGCAGCGGCGGGGGUGGCGGGUCGUCGCCCGGAGGGGGAGGCGUGGAGCCCGGGCUCGGGAGGCGCCUGCUCCACGUGCUGCGCGCCGUCUACCACAUGCUGCGCCGUGGCCUCUGCCGCAAGCGCCUCAUGAUGGACCUCCACCUGCUGCUCGGCCGCGGCAAGCUCGCCGGCAGGCACUUCCGGGACCUCCUCGCGCACCAGCCGCUCGCCGGGGGCCACCGCUUCGGCGCCGCGGCCGCGGCCGGCGCCUCCCCGUCCGCGCUCUCCAUGUACCAGCACGACCCCAGGGACGUCGAGUUCAGCUGUGAGACCACGCCGGUGUACGAGCAGGCGGUCUUCCCCUUCAAGAUCGGCCGCGGCCGCGGCCGGGGCAGAAACUACGGCGGGCUGGACGCUGCCACCGUGGCGGCCGCCUUCGAGAUGAUGAACGCGCACGCUGCCGGGGACACGCCGGGGGUGUCCCGGGCCACGCCGUCGCCCAUGCUGGCGCUCAGCCUGGGGCGCUGCCCGGCCGGGGCGCGCCAGCUGCGCGUCACCGACUCGCCGUUCCCCGUCGAGCCGGAGGGCGUCGACGAGCGCGUGGACGCCGAGGCCGACAGCUUCAUCAAGAGGUUCUACGAGCAGCUCCGGAUGCAGCAGUCGACCACGCCCGACAACUGCACCCGCCGCCGUGGCUAGAUCCAGACGCGCCGCGCGCCAGCCCCGGCCGCUUCCGCCAUACGCCGCGGUGGUGCGAGGGUACGGGUGCAUGGGCGCGAAUCCUAAAGCUAUAUAAAUACGUGGCAUCGGUCGAUUGUUUCACUGUCAUGUGGGUCUCGAGUUUUUCUAGCUACCUGCAUGCUCUGCUUGUAAUUUUCCUCGUUUGUGAUAAUCUCUCGAUAGAGAGCGAGGAGACGAGAUAAAAAGAAGGGCUUUGAAGCCCCCCAACUUGUAUCUGUCAUAUCAAGAUGAUAUCAUGCAUAUGAGCUGAAAUGAUAGAAUUUUGCACA
Messenger RNA from Aegilops tauschii subsp. strangulata, 1212 nucleotides. RefSeq lists its product as uncharacterized. The record is from RefSeq and is a predicted model, not a curated record. Lineage: Eukaryota; Viridiplantae; Streptophyta; Magnoliopsida; Poales; Poaceae.